GCCACGGGGAAAGGGGAGGGUUGGAGGAAGGACGGAGAACUCAGGCCGAGGGCUUCACAGUGGAGGCUGGUGCGCCGCCGGCGCUCUCCCUCCAUACUCAGUGCUCAGUAAUGGCCCGGGGGCGGGGCGCAGCCCUCCCCCGUUUUCAGAGGUAGCAGAGAUCCUCACCCAGGAGGUGUCAGCCCAGGCCCAGCCUCCCCAGAGACAGCACCCCGGAGCCACAUCUCUCUCCUCACUCUGCUUGGACCCUGCACAGGAACCCUGGAAGCCUGGCUGUGUGGGUUGGGGUAUGGCUGAGAUGACCCUGCAGGGAUAUAGGACAGAGAGGUCCAGUGUCCCCAGAGACCAUUCCUCCUCUGCUGCCUCCAGCUGAUAAACCUCUUAUCUGGCACAAGCAGGGGAGCCCAGAGCCAGGAUAGGAGGAGAAGGCAGGGCUGCUAUCAGCCACCAGGCCUGGGCCAUAUCUCAGAGAAGGGGAGGGGCUGUCUGCUUGGCUCUUCCCACAACACACUCCUUGGGGAUCCCCAAGCACUUACUCUCAUCUUGAGAACAUGAGACAGAGGAGGAAAACUGAGGACAGAGGAGGAAAGCCAGAGUGAUCCCUGAUGUUGCCCCAGAACAAGGGAAAAAAACCAAACCAAAACAAACCAGAAGAUGUGACUUCUGCCCUGCCCAGCGAUACGGUUUUGGGGGAGUAAGAAGUAGGAGGAAGAGAAGGAGGCGUCUUGUCUGAAAAAGAAGGUGAAGCCCUACUGUGCUCCCAAAGGAACCGACUACAGCCACAGCAGGUUGCAGGGGCCUUUUGGGCUUUGGGGACCCUGGACCAGGCCCUGGCCCAGUAGGAUGCCCCCGUGUCCUCCCCAGCAGAGCAGGAACAGGGUGACACAGUUGCCCACUCUGGAGCUGGGCGAGAUGGAACUGACCUGGCAAGAGAUCAUGUCCAUCACUGAGCUGCAGGGACUAAAUGCUCCAAGUGAGACGUCGUUUGAGCCCCCUGCCCAGGCCCCAUACCCUGGACCCCCACCGCCCCCAACUUACUGCCCCUGCUCAAUCCACCCAGAUGCUGGCUUCUCCCUUCCUCCACCACCCUAUGAGCUCCCAGCACCCACAUCUCAUGUCCCAGACCCCUCAUACUCCUAUGGCAACAUGGCCAUACCAGUCUCCAAGCCACUGACUCUCUCCGGUCUGCUCAGUGAGCCCCUCUCAGAUCCUUUGGCUCUCCUGGACAUUGGGCUGCCAGGGGGGCCCCCCAAGCCUCAAGAAGACCCAGAAUCUGACUCAGGAUUAUCCCUCAACUAUAGCGAUGCUGAAUCUCUUGAGCUGGAGGGGACAGAGGCUGGCCGACGGCGCGGCGAGUAUGUAGAGAUGUACCCGGUGGAGUACCCCUACUCACUUAUGCCCAAUUCCUUAGCCCACCCCAACUAUGCCUUGCCACCUGCAGAGACCCCCUUAGCCUUAGAACCCUCCUCAGGCCCUGUGCGGGCCAAGUCCACUGCACGGGGGGAGGCGGGGAGUCGGGAUGAGCGACGGGCCCUGGCCAUGAAGAUUCCCUUCCCGACGGACAAGAUUGUCAACUUGCCGGUAGAUGACUUUAAUGAGCUGUUGGCGCGGUACCCACUGACGGAGAGCCAGCUGGCAUUGGUCCGGGACAUCCGACGGCGGGGUAAGAACAAGGUGGCCGCCCAGAACUGUCGCAAGAGAAAGUUGGAGACCAUCGUGCAGUUGGAGCGGGAACUGGAGAGGCUGGGCAGCGAGCGGGAGCGGCUCCUCCGGGCCAGAGGGGAGGCCGACCGGACCCUGGAGGUCAUGCGCCAACAGCUGACAGAGCUGUACUGUGACAUUUUCCAGCACCUGCGGGAUGAAGCCGGCAACAGCUACUCCCCUGAAGAGUAUGCUUUGCAACAGGCCGCUGAUGGGGCCAUCUUCCUGGUGCCCCGGGGGACCAAGAUGGAGGCCACAGACUGAGCUGGCCGAAGGGGUGGGACUGUGAUGGAGAUUUCCUUUAGUCCCUUCCGAUCAAGGUACUCCCCAACCCUGAGGCCCAGAAGGAACUGGGUUCUCUAGACCAGAAGGGGACAGUGGGAAACCUGACGUUUGGAGGGCCCACAGCGUGUUCAGGAAGGCUUGCCUUGAGACAAGCACGUGAGGGGAGGGUUGGAAUCUCUUUGCCGUGAUUCAGCUUCCCGGGGCUCCAACCUCCUCCUCUUGUUUGAGCUUUGAUAUAUAAAGCGCUCUACACUAA
Molecule: messenger RNA, 2242 nt
Organism: Neofelis nebulosa (Clouded leopard)
Lineage: Eukaryota; Metazoa; Chordata; Mammalia; Carnivora; Felidae
Gene: NFE2
Product: nuclear factor, erythroid 2
Exons: 4
Coding region: 844-1965 (373 amino acids)
Biological process (GO): regulation of transcription by RNA polymerase II
Cellular component (GO): nucleus
Molecular function (GO): RNA polymerase II cis-regulatory region sequence-specific DNA binding; DNA-binding transcription factor activity, RNA polymerase II-specific
Source: RefSeq, a predicted model, not a curated record